CUCAUUCCCCUCUUCUCUACACCAUCGACCAAGCCAAGACACCAAAACAUGAACCUCGUCCCGAGCUCCGACGGAGCAUCGUUGGCCACGGCCAUGGCGGUCUCGGGCACGUUGAUCCUCUUCGCCAUAGGCUUCCAAAAGUCCUACUCGACCACCCGCGGCAUAGUCGACCACAUCGCUGAAUUCUCGGACCCAGACAUCCCGUCUUGCACGAUCUCCGGCGCAACCAAGAAGAAGAAGAAGAUCAAGAGAGAGAAAGCAAGGCGGAGUGUCCACUUCGAAGAGGAUGUUGCAGGCCCUGAUUGUUACAAUGAGGAGUUCGAGAUUCGUCGUGACGGGAAUAAUGAAAACGAUUCUAAAAUUAAUGAUUAUCGUUCUUCGUCAAGCACAAAGUCCAAAAGCUCGUCCAAGUUCGGAGGAAUGCCAGCGAACAGAGCGGCGCUUUACGAAGCAGUUCUCAGGGAUCGCAUCCGUCACAGAGUGGCCAGUUGCUAUCGAUAAUUCGCUUUCUUUAUUUUCACGUGAAAAGAAGAGGAUGAAAAUAUCACGUUUGUAUAAUAUCUCCAUCAUCAGCCAAUUAGUAUAUUCCGAUAAAUAUUUUCUAGCUCUUUUUUUUUUUUUCCUUAUGUUCUACCUUGGUAUGAAGCAAGGAUGUGUAAGGAGCCCAUAGAGAUUGAUAUGUGGGCUCAAAUGUGUAUUUUUUUUAAUGAA
Messenger RNA from Rhodamnia argentea, 711 nucleotides. RefSeq lists its product as uncharacterized. Bases 49 to 501 code for a protein of 150 amino acids. The record is from RefSeq and is a predicted model, not a curated record. The transcript is spliced from 3 exons. NCBI's taxonomy places the organism in Eukaryota, Viridiplantae, Streptophyta, Magnoliopsida, Myrtales, Myrtaceae.